AUUGCAGAAGUGUGAAUAUAUAUAGAUGAAAUGUGUGUAUAUAAGUUCACCUCACUGUCUACUAAAUUGAAAAGGCAUACAUAAUUUAUCCGGUUUCAGUAUCAACCCAUUGAAAUGUCUGCACCAGCUCGUAUUGCACUUGUGGUAGAUGACGACCGCAUUACACGGAUGGUGCAUUGUUCGCACCUAAAAGCUCUCGGGUUCCAAACUCAAGAGGCGGAGGAUGGCAAAGAUGCGGUGCAGCUCCUAGAAGAGGGGAACAAGUUCCAAUUAAUUCUGAUGGACUGUGAGAUGACCAGUAUGCAUGGCCCUGAGGCGACAAGAAGAAUUCGCGAAAUGGGAAUCGAAACUCCGAUCCUUGGUGUUUCGUCAAUCUCUGACGAAACUCUUCGAGCGAAUUUUGUUGGGUCAGGCUUGACCGACCUUUUCACUAAGCCAUUGGCUCGUGACAUGCUGAUGCCUUACGCAAGAGUCGGGUAGACUGUAUGAUAUAAUUUAGAUAUCUGGAGAUUUAUGAGAAGCAGAUGAACUUGUUUUCAAUUUGUAGUUGCUAGCUAGUAUAGAGCAACAUGAGAGGAAUACAAAAUUCUCUUUCUCAUUAUCAUAUCAGUAAAAUGAAUAAGCUUCUCAAGUUUUUGUAACACAAAAUUGGUCAAAAAGACCAAAACAGAAAAUUCCUGGGUGAAAUAGAUUCUUAGCUUUUGAUACUGUUUA
Papaver somniferum (opium poppy) is the source of this 714-nucleotide messenger RNA. Its product is annotated as two-component response regulator 24-like. The transcript is spliced from 3 exons. NCBI's taxonomy places the organism in Eukaryota, Viridiplantae, Streptophyta, Magnoliopsida, Ranunculales, Papaveraceae. Gene Ontology annotation, biological process: phosphorelay signal transduction system. Bases 115 to 480 code for a protein of 121 amino acids. The record is from RefSeq and is a predicted model, not a curated record.